This is a messenger RNA of Erinaceus europaeus (western European hedgehog), 1394 nucleotides long. It is a transcript of the gene CUNH12orf73, whose product is annotated as chromosome unknown C12orf73 homolog. The record is from RefSeq and is a predicted model, not a curated record. The transcript is spliced from 2 exons. NCBI's taxonomy places the organism in Eukaryota, Metazoa, Chordata, Mammalia, Eulipotyphla, Erinaceidae. The coding region runs from base 114 to 317 and encodes 67 amino acids. Gene Ontology annotation, cellular component: mitochondrion. Gene Ontology annotation, biological process: mitochondrial respiratory chain complex III assembly.
GUUCCGCGACUGUGCGCGCUUCCGCCUGACCUCUGACUUCGCUGUUGUUGGCGCGCGGGAACCUGUGGCGUUGUCAGCGCGGUGGCACUGUCUGUGUGUCCGCGCCGCCGACCAUGCCUGCGGGCGUGCCCUGGUCCACCUACCUGAAGAUGUUCACCGCCAGCCUGCUGUCCAUGUGCGCCGGGGCGCAGGUGGUGCACAGGUACUACCAGCCCAACCUGACAAUACCUGAAAUUCCACCAAAGCCUGGAGAACUCAAAACAGAGCUUUUGGGACUGAAAAAGACACAACAUGAACCCCAAAUCACUCAACAGUAGAAACCUCAAAAUACUAGUCUGCAAAAACUGAUUAUUGUGUCCAGUAUUUUUCAGAAGUACUGUGUCAAACUGCUUGUCUUUAAGCACCGAAUGCAAGAAGGGAAGCUGUUCAGUGGACAUGUACUGAUGCACUGAUAUUUCUUUAUGGUUUGAACAACUGUUUAUUGGAAGCUGCUAAAGCUGACACCAGCAGAUUCUUAAUGUGGUUUAAAGUUAGUUUUGAAAGUCACGAGAUAGUGCUUUUGCAGUAUCUCCUGCCCUUAUAAUUCUGGUUUAUUUAUCUAAGCUGGAAUGUAAAUGAAAAUUAUAAAUUGACUAUAAUAAAAAAAUGAUAUUGACAACGGAUACCUGUGGUUUGAAGUUAACAUUGUAAAAGUACUGUGUACUGAAGCCAACUUAAGUAUUUCAGGUUUGAAGUUCUUUUAGAAUUGGGUGCUUAACAAAUUAAGAUGAUGACUUGGCCUAUCAAAUGCUUUACCUCCAAACUUGAGAAAUCAUGAUAAGAUUUGACUUUUCCUAGUUAAAUACAGUUCUAAAUAAGCUGAAACCAUAAGCGAGCACUUUUACGGGUUGAAUCUUCUUCCAAUCUAAAAUAUUGACGUCCUAAUCCCUGUGAAUGUAGCCUUUAAUUUGGAAAAACUAUGAUCUAUGUUAAAAUAACUUCAGGUGGGGGUAGAUAGCAGCACGGUUAUGCAAAGAGACUCAUGCCCAAGGCUCCAAGGUCCCAGGUUCAAUCCCUCGCACCACCAUAAACCAGAGCUGAUCAGUGCUUUGUUUAAAAAAAAAAAAAAAAGGAUGGGCUCUAAUUUAGCAUGACUGGCUGACUGGCAUGAUGAAAACAGACACAGGGGAACAAUAUGUGACAAGAGACAAAUGUGGGAGGGAUGCAGAUACUAGCUAGAGAGCACAGAGGAUUGAGAACCAUCUCCAAAAGCCAGGAAGAGAAGGGGAUUCUCCUGAGAAUGUCUCAGCAUGGCCCUGCUGACCACUGGUCUCUAGAAUGUGAGAAAAAAUUCUGCACCCCUGAUUUCAAGGUUCACGUUUUUUAAAAAUAAAAAUUUAUUUUCCCUUUUGUCA